AUGACGACCCGAUUGGCUGCGGCCCCUAGAAAUUUUCUAAUAACAGCAACAACAACGGCGUCUGGUGGUUCUACAGCUGCAGCCGCAACGGGACUCAUAGAUACCGCAUCGUCUGCGUCUCCUACACUGACAGUGGUUGCAGGCGAAACAACAGCCGUGGAUACUAUAACAACCGAAACAAAUAAUGUUUUGCCCCUCAUUAAUGCCACAACAAAUGAUAUUACGACGACAACGGUGCCGCUAGAAACCCUGGUAACUAGGGACUCCAAUGCGACGACAACAUCGUUGUGCUUUAACGGUGAGGAGUAUCAGUUUAUUACCACCGAACAAUUGCAGGAUAUAAUGACGCAAAAGACAUUGGUGGCGGCGAACGGCGAUUUGCAACAGCAUCAUUCGCAUCAUCAGGAGCUGCCGAAUGGCCAACAGUCCCCCUCACCCUUAUCACAGACCACCACCGCAACGGAUGUGGCCUCCGCCAGUGGAGCAUCUGGACAUCACGACGAAGUGGCUGUCAUAAAUGUGGUGCUACCCAUGGAUACAGCAGCGGAUGGUUCCAGCAAUGAUGAGGCCCAUCAGGUUACAAUGGAUACCCUCACAGCCAUCAAGGAAGAUAACGAAGAGGCCACAGCAUGUCCCCAAUUUAUAACUGUCACGGUGUCGGCCCAGGAUGCCGGACAAAAUUAUCAAGUGCAAUAUGUCGAUGCGGAACAAUUGUAUCAUGCCAAUUCCACCCAAACCCAAAUUUCAUACCCCUUUUGUCAACUACAGGAUUAUCAGACACAUCAACAGACCUUCUAUACCACCACAUCGGCCACCGGAGAUUUCAACGGGAUAACCGAUCUUUCCAUAAAUGGUACGGAUCACACCACCACCUCAAUUCUACCCUAUUUAGUACCCGUUGAAGAAAAUCUCCUACUAAAUACCUCAUCCGAGGAGGUACACAGUUCAUCGCCACAAACACCCAAUUCCACCUCAACCUCGGCCAUGGGUUCGCAGUGUUUGAAUUUAAUUGCCGACCAUGAUGAAAAUUCCAUGGAAAAUGAACACAACCAUCUAAUGGGUGGUAGUUCCAAUAAAAUUGCCUCGGCCACAGUGAAAUGGCUCUCUCAGAAUUAUGAAACUGCCGAGGGAGUUUCAUUACCCCGUUCCACUCUUUACAGCCAUUAUAUAGAACAUUGUCAGGAGUGCAAUAUCGAACCGGUAAAUGCGGCAAGUUUUGGUAAAUUAAUACGCUCGGUGUUUGCAGGGUUGCGUACUCGGCGUUUGGGGACCCGAGGCAAUUCCAAAUAUCACUACUAUGGGAUACGUAUUAAAUCCGAUUCUUUGCUGAAAAAUCAUGACGAAGAAAAAUCCCCCGGAUCUCACAAAAAUAUUUCACCCAAUGGGAAAUUACACAGUGGCAAUACCAGUGACUCCUCACCCACAUCUUCCUCAUCCAUGGGUUCAUCCUCAUCGUGUCAUCAACCCAAUCGAAAGUUGUCCAAGAAAAUCAUAUUCAAACCCGAAACCUUUGCCACCUGCUCCCAAUUGCUGGGCGAUGGCAGCAAUGCUGUGCCAUGUUUCCCACUCAUCGAUUUGGAUCACACAUUCCCUCCGGAAAUUUCAAUACAAGAUGUGGAUCUAUUUCGUCUACGUUACCAGGAACAUUGUGAGAAAUUUUUAGAGGCCAUUUUGAAUCUUGAAUUCAAUACCAUUGAAUAUUUAUGGCGUGACUUUUGGCAACAGGCCUCCGAACAUCAUCAUUUGGUCGAUAAAUAUCUGAGCAAGCGUAAAUGGGAUCUGCUAUGCCUCUCGACGACCAUACAAAAGUUCGUCCAAGAUAUUGACUAUCAAUUUUUCCAAAAUAUGGUUGAUGUCAUAAUACCGGAUGUCCUACGCUCCAUGCCCAAUGCCCUGACACAGGCCAUACGUAAUUUUGCCUCCAACAUGGAAAUAUGGUUAAGUGAUUGUAUGUCCGGAGUGCCGGAGCAAAUGAUACAAAUCAAAACCUCCACGGUAUCGGCUUUUUGUCAAACCUUACGGCGUUACACCUCUCUCAAUCAUUUGGCUCAAGCCGCGAAAGCCGUUCUCCAAAACAGCACCCAAAUCUCACAAAUGUUAAAAGAUCUCUCUCGUGUAGAUUUCCACAAUGUCCAGGAGCAGGCAGCAUGGGUGUGUCAAUGUGACCCGCUGAUUGUGCAGCAAUUUGAAAAUGAUUUCAAAAAUACGCUACAACAAAAAAGUUCUCUCGAACAAUGGGCUUCCUGGUUGCAAAUGGUUGUUGACACUGCCCUGCAGGAAUAUCAAGGGAAGCCUUCGUAUCCCAAAGCUGCUAGGCAAUUUUUACUGAAAUGGUGCCUUUACAGUUCAAUGGUUAUACGAGAUCUUACUUUACGCUCCGCACCAAGUUUUGGCAGCUUCCAUUUGAUACGAUUACUUUACGAUGAGUAUAUGUUCUAUUUGGUCGAACAUAAAAUCGCUCAGGCUCAACAGAAAACCACAAUUGCUGUCAUUUGUGAUCGUAAUGAGAGAAAUUUGAAUCUGGAAGUGGAGGAUUAUCAAUUGGAAUUUAUUAAUUCAACAGAUUCAAUGAAUUCCGAACCGGAAGCCAAGCGUGUGAAACUUAAUUAA
Molecule: messenger RNA, 2610 nt
Organism: Musca vetustissima
Lineage: Eukaryota; Metazoa; Arthropoda; Insecta; Diptera; Muscidae
Product: DNA-binding protein RFX2-like
Exons: 3
Coding region: 1-2610 (869 amino acids)
Biological process (GO): regulation of transcription by RNA polymerase II
Molecular function (GO): DNA-binding transcription factor activity, RNA polymerase II-specific; RNA polymerase II cis-regulatory region sequence-specific DNA binding
Source: RefSeq, a predicted model, not a curated record